Molecule: messenger RNA, 731 nt
Organism: Sesamum indicum (sesame)
Lineage: Eukaryota; Viridiplantae; Streptophyta; Magnoliopsida; Lamiales; Pedaliaceae
Product: HVA22-like protein e
Source: RefSeq, a predicted model, not a curated record
CAGUAUUCGGUUGUCCUGAAACCCAAACGCUAUUUAAGCAAAGUGUACAAAUCAAAGCAAUCACUAUCUGCACUACUUCUGUUCAAAUUUCUGAUAUUCCUUCAACUACUUUUCUUCUUUGUGUGUGUGUGUGUUGGUCAGAUCGCUCGACCUGAUUAAUAUUUGCAAGAAUGGGCCGUUUUUGGACUUUGAUUACCUACCUUCACUCUAUGGCCGGGCCAGGAGUGAUGCUUCUCUAUCCAUUGUAUGCAUCGGUGGUGGCUAUAGAAAGCACCUCAAAAUUAGAUGACGAACAGUGGCUGGCGUAUUGGAUUUUGUAUUCCUUUCUCACUCUAAUGGAGAUGCUGCUCCAACCCCUCUUGGAAUGGAUCCCCAUAUGGUACGAUGUGAAGCUAGCAUUCGUUGCGUGGUUGGUGCUGCCUCAGUUCAGAGGCGCUGCUUUCAUUUACGAAAAAUUCGUCAGAGAAAAGCUGAUCAAGAAAUACGGAGGACCACAUUUGCAGAAAUCCCCCAACUCCAAAGGCAAAAACAAGUUCGUCGAUUUCAUCUCCACCAAGAAGGGGGAGCAAGAAGCGUAUUAGUGAAGAAGCAUUGAUUAGGGAACUGUGUGCUUUUUGACUGAUCUAAUCUGGCCGGCUGUUUUUUUUUUUUUUUAAUGUUUUCUUGUAACAUGAUGUACGGAUGAUGAUGUUCUAUCAACAACGGCUUUUACUUUGGUGGUGAUUGUAUAA